GGGUGUGAACUGGCUACUUGAAUAAUCUCACUUAAUUAGAGACCUGGACCCGGAGGACUCAUAGUUAUUCUAAGUAUGAACUUGCUGGACUUCCACUUGACUGUUGCUUUGUUUCAGUGGGUGGAGCCACUCUCCCUCAUUAGAAUAAAGUAAACAGAUUUAACUCAAUUAUAAAUAGAAAAAAAUAUGUGCUCUCGGUCACUGAGAGUUGCAGAGUGACGACAGGCUCGAGACCUUGGGUGCAGCGGUGAGCAGUGCUGGAGCAUGAGUUCCAAGUCAAAAUCCAUAGGGAUCAUCGGAGCUCCUUUCUCAAAGGGCCAGCCACGAGGAGGGGUGGAAGAAGGCCCUACAGUAUUGAGGAAGGCUGGUCUGCUUGAGAAACUUAAAGAACUAGAGUGUGAUGUGAAAGAUUAUGGGGCCCUGACCUUUGCUGAUGUCCCUAAUGACAGUCCCUUUCAAAUCGUGAAGAAUCCAAGGUCUGUGGGGAAAGCAAGUGAACAGCUGGCUGAUGUGGUGGCAGAAAUCAAGAGGAACGGAAGGACCAGUCUUGUACUGGGCGGAGACCACAGUUUGGCAAUUGGCAGCAUCUCUGGCCAUGCCAGGGUCCACCCAGAUCUCUGUGUCAUUUGGGUGGAUGCUCACACCGACAUCAACACUCCACUGACAACCACCACCGGGAACUUACAUGGACAACCUGUAUCUUUCCUCCUGAAGGAACUAAAGGGAAAGAUGCCCGAUGUCCCAGGAUUCUCCUGGGUGACUCCCUGCCUAUCUGCCAAAGAUAUUGUGUAUAUCGGCCUGAGAGAUGUGGACCCUGGGGAACACUACAUUUUGAAAAUUCUGGGAAUUAAAUACUUUUCAAUGACUGAAGUGGAUAAACUGGGAAUUGGCAAGGUGAUGGAAGAAGCAUUCAGCUAUCUACUAGGAAGAAAGAAAAGGCCAAUUCAUUUGAGCUUCGAUGUUGAUGGACUGGACCCGUCUUUCACACCAGCUACUGGCACACCAGUCCAGGGAGGUCUGUCUUACAGAGAAGGUCUCUACAUCACAGAAGAAAUUUACAAAACAGGGCUACUGUCAGGAUUAGAUAUAAUGGAAGUGAAUCCAUCUCUGGGGAAGACACCAGAAGAAGUAACUCGGACAGUGAACACAGCAGUAGCAAUAACCUUGGCUUGUUUUGGAGUUGCUCGGGAGGGUAACCAUAAGCCUACUGAUUACCUUAACCCGCCUAAGUAAACAUGGAAACGUCAUAUAAAAAUCUCACAGUUAAUGACAUAAUUGGCAAAUCGACUAGUUUAGUUAAACUUCUAGUUAUCCUCCCAAAGAUUUGGUCUUUCAGAAAAAUGUUUUGCCUUGGUAAAAAUUAGUACAAUUAGUAUAAACUGUAUCAAUUCCCUCUUGGUAUGAAAUUCAAGAUAUGGAAAUGCUAACUUGUGUGAAAUUAAAAAGCUUAUAUUCCCA
Physeter macrocephalus (sperm whale) is the source of this 1458-nucleotide messenger RNA. RefSeq names its product arginase 1 (gene ARG1). Gene Ontology annotation, molecular function: manganese ion binding; arginase activity. The transcript has 8 exons. Lineage: Eukaryota; Metazoa; Chordata; Mammalia; Artiodactyla; Physeteridae. Gene Ontology annotation, cellular component: nucleus; cytosol; cytoplasm. The record is from RefSeq and is a predicted model, not a curated record. The coding region runs from base 265 to 1233 and encodes 322 amino acids.